Alternaria arborescens is the source of this 246-nucleotide messenger RNA. RefSeq lists its product as hypothetical. The record is from RefSeq and is a predicted model, not a curated record. The transcript has a single exon. NCBI's taxonomy places the organism in Eukaryota, Fungi, Ascomycota, Dothideomycetes, Pleosporales, Pleosporaceae. Bases 1 to 246 code for a protein of 81 amino acids.
AUGGGCUGCGGCAUGUCCAAAUCACCUUCUGAAUACCCUCCUCCGAUGCGCCAAACAAAACGUAACAAGCGCCGUUACGGCGGCGGUGGUACUUAUGGUGGAGGUCACGGUGCAUACGCAGCAGGAUAUGGAGGCAAUGGUGGUUUCUUCAGUGGAGGAGAUGGUGGAGGUGGUUUCUCCGGCGGAGAUGGUGGAGGCGGAAGCGGCGGUGGAGGGGAUGGAGGCGGCGGCGGGGGCGGUUGUUAG